This is a messenger RNA of Rubroshorea leprosula, 1020 nucleotides long. Lineage: Eukaryota; Viridiplantae; Streptophyta; Magnoliopsida; Malvales; Dipterocarpaceae. The record is from the annotation of a GenBank genome assembly.
AGUUUUCAUUGUGGUUAUGAUUUUGUGCAGGACUUCUAGGAUUGUGGAUGAGCUCAGAGCAGUGUUUGUUUCUGUUGAAGCCAUUCCUGUUCAAGUUCUUCUGACUGGGGUGUGUUUCCAAAUAUCGGAAGGUUCAACUUUAGGUGUCAGGGAAUUUCUUGAGGAGUUCCUGUGCAAGUGGAGGAAUUUGGAUGAAAUAUACUUUGUUCUUAUUGGUGCAGAAGGAGCUUUGGAUUUCGAGGAAGGGUGUGAUAGUCAUUUUGUCAUGGGAAUUGGUAAGUAUAUGGAAGUUGUUGAGCUGUAUGCUGUCACACUUCUUGCUAAGGUUUCCAACGAUGUGGAGCUUGCAAUCUCUUGGGUUGAGAAAGCUGCUUUGCCUGAAGAAAAACGUCAGGGGCUUUUGAGAAGAUUACACUCCCUAUGUUCCUCAAACGUGACUAAUAUGUCACAAGAUUCUUCUUCACAUUUGCUGGAGGUCAAAAAUGCAGCUGAUUCUUCUCGAUUGCCCAAAGCAACUUUAUUGGAGGGAUCAUCAAAAGCAUUGAAGAAAGGCUACCAACUUAAUGGGGAGAGUAAUUCAAAACAAGCAAUUUUGAAACUCACUAGUCGAGCAAAUGCAUGUCUAUGGUUUUUCCGUAAUAUCAGUUUUAAGUUUGGCAAUGUCCGGUUGGUUAUAUCUGGUGGAAGAAUUUUCCUUGGCUUUUUGAUCUUUCUUAUAUAUUAUGUUCUCCACAGGAAAAGGGCUUCCUUGCAGAGGAUUGUAAGGAGACAAGUUUUAGCCAUUAAGAAGGCUAUGGUGGACUUGUGGCAACUUGCAUUUUCAUACCAAGUAAACCCUCUUGCUGCUGUUCAAUCUCUUCCUGCUGCCACGUCGGGAAGUCGGUAAUGACGCCGCCUUCUCCAUUUAGUAGGUAGCAGUCUUCUGAUGCAUACCCUUAGUGUAGAUGUGAUGCUAUUGUUCUAUUUUUCAGUUCAUCAUCCAUGUGCUUCUGGAAAUAAGGAUAAAAUGUAAAAUGUUGG